This is a messenger RNA of Fraxinus pennsylvanica, 642 nucleotides long. Lineage: Eukaryota; Viridiplantae; Streptophyta; Magnoliopsida; Lamiales; Oleaceae. The record is from the annotation of a GenBank genome assembly.
AUGGGUGUAAUACUUGAAGAAGGAGAAGAACGGGAACCGACAUUGACACCGCCAAACGCCGGCGCCUUAUUAUUGCCGCCAGUAAAUUUUUCGACGGUGGAAGAUAACACCGUUUACCGUUCGGGCUUCCCGCAGCCAUCCAAUUUUUCUUUUCUUCGUUCCCUCAAACUUCGUUCCAUCAUAUAUUUGUGUCCUGAACCCUACCCAGAAGAGAACUGGCAAUUUCUUCAAUCCAAUAAAGUUAAGCUCUACCAAUUUGGAAUUGAUGGCACCAAGGAGCCAUCAGCCAUUCCAAGGAGUACUAUUACUGAAGCUUUAAAAGUUUUAAUUGAUGUGAGAAAUCAUCCAGUACUCAUCCACUGCAGACGUGGAAAGCAUCGGACUGGGUGUCUUGUGGGUUGCUUAAGGAAGUUGCAGAACUGGUGUUUGUCUUCAAUUUUGGACGAGUACAAGAACUUUGCUGGCACAAAAUCGAGGGAGACCGACUUGAGAUUUCUUGAGAUUUAUGAUAUUUCAUGUCUAAGGCAUAGCCUACAGAGCCUCAUCUACCAGUACCAGGGGUAUGGUCUGCAGAAGAGACGCUUGCUUUACAGAGAAGAUUGCGUACAGAAGCCGAGGAUGAGUUCAGUGCAGUUAGCCUAA